AUGGCCCACUGCGAGCGGGCUUCAAAGCCGCUGCUGAAAUGCAUACGGACGAGCUAUGUUCGAGGUCUCGCCGGAGUUCAGCUACCGGCAAACAGAGGCUUCCAGUCGUCGGCGGUGGCUCGUGACGAGGCCCAAGGCGAGACGGCGAGCCAACCGUUCUACAGGGCUCCUGAUCCGGCUCUGGUCUCAAGUCCCCGUCUGGAGAAGAAGCUGUUGAAACAGGGAAUUGCGCCAAUUGGUUCUCGCCGCCGCCGAGUCGCGUUGCAGGGCUCCGACAAUAUUCCCUUCGAACAGCUGCCGUACCAGUGUUUCCAGGAGGCUCGCCAGAUACUUCAGGCGGACCGUGAGGAGAAACUCCAGGAGAUUCAGUCUGUGAGAGAGAAAAUCGCCCGGGUGCAGGCUGUUCCCACUGAGAAUGUACGGGAGGAGCUGGCGAAGAAGUCCAAGCUUGGGGCUCUCGAACAGCACUUGCAGCAUCUGAAGAUCCUGGCCGAUAUCAACGAUCCGUUGGUGAAGAGGAAAUUUGAGGAUGGACAAGGAGACAUGACCAAACCUGUUUAUCGAUUCCUUGCCAAGCGUAAAUGGGAGGAAUACCGACGGAAAAUCCUCGUGCAACGAAUCACGCAGAUGAAGGUGAUUCCAGACGUGCUGGCGCACUGCGAGCCGGUCGUCGACACGAAACUGUACUUUGGCCGGCGGGUCGUGCAGCCGGGCGAUUUUGUCACUUCACGGAUUAGCGCGACGGCGCCCAAGCUGGAUAUACAAAUGUUUGAACGUGAAGAGAAGCUGGUGACGAUCGCCGUAGUGGACCCGGACGUGCCCAACGUUGAGACGGACAGCUUCGACUACCGUGUGCACUACCUGGCGGUCAACGUGCCCAUCUCGAUCCUCAACACCAAGGUGGACCUGGCCAAGCUGUCGCCCGAGGCCCAGGUGAUCCUCCCGUGGCUGGCCCCUGUGGCUCAGAAGGGCAGCCCUUACCACAGGCUGUCUGUGUUUAUCCUGGACCAGAAGGACUCGCAACCUCUGAACGUUGCGGAUCUCAAGGCGCAGGAAACCAACCGCGACAACACCCAGCUGCGCACGCUGCAGGCACGAUACCAUCUGAAGCCGAUCGGAGCACACCUCUUCCGCACGCAAUGGGACGAGACGACCGCCGAGGUGAUGGAGGAGAUUGGGUUCAGCGAUGCCAACGUCGAGCUGCGUCGCAAGCGCGUCGAGCCUCUGCCUUACAAGCGGAGAAACCCGGCCUCCUUCAGGUAG
Penicilliopsis zonata CBS 506.65 is the source of this 1263-nucleotide messenger RNA. RefSeq lists its product as hypothetical. The transcript is spliced from 2 exons. The record is from RefSeq and is a predicted model, not a curated record. NCBI's taxonomy places the organism in Eukaryota, Fungi, Ascomycota, Eurotiomycetes, Eurotiales, Aspergillaceae. The coding region runs from base 1 to 1263 and encodes 420 amino acids.